This is a messenger RNA of Funneliformis mosseae, 1908 nucleotides long. The record is from the annotation of a GenBank genome assembly. NCBI's taxonomy places the organism in Eukaryota, Fungi, Glomeromycota, Glomeromycetes, Glomerales, Glomeraceae.
AUGUUUUAUUCAGAGGCUAUAUUAUCAAAAAAGGGUCCCCUCGCGAAAGUAUGGCUCGCGGCACAUUGGGAACGAAAACUUAGUAAAACUCAGUUUUUACAAACGAACAUACAGACUUCUGUAGGUGCGAUUCUUGGAGAUGAUCAGCCUCCAAUGGCUCUACGAUUAUCUGGACAGUUGUUGCUUGGAGUCGCGCGCAUAUAUUCGCGUAAAGCGAAAUAUCUAUUAGAAGAUUGUAAUGAGGCUCUUUUGAAAAUAAAAAUGGCAUUUAGACCCGGGGAAGUUGAUAUUCCCGAGGACCAAAGAAUUGCCAGUUUUGAAUCUAUUACAUUACCUGAUAAUAUAACAGAAUUCGAUAUCCUUAUGCCAGAUCUUGGUUUGCAUCUUAGACAAUGGACUGAAAUAGCUCCGGUUUCAUGUUCAAAUAUUUCUCGACCCCAAGACAUCACCAUUAGGGACGAUUUUGAAUUGCCAUUAGAUUUAAAUGUUGUUGAUGAUUUAUUAGGAGAUGCUGAUGAUCGAGACUUUGAUUUGAAUUUAGAUGAUGAUGAUCUCGACCAGAAAGCAACUGGCAAAGAUGAAAUAGGAUCUCAUAGUCAUGAAGGAGAUGAAUCCAUUUCAGAAAUUGAAAUUGCAAGAGACGCUCAAAAAGAGGCCCCACUUACCGCGGAAGACGUUAUUGGUAAAAGUAUGGAGAACGACCCGUUGAUGAUAAUGGAUGAUGGGCCCGAGUUACGUCUAGACCUUGAUAUGGAUCUUGAUAUGGAUUAUACGCUAACAAAUGAUACAAGCUUGACUAAAAAUUUUGAGGACACUAAUGAACAUGGGAAUGUGGAUGGAAUGGAUAUUGAUGUUCCAGUAAAUUUCGACGAAAACAGCAUCAUUCAAGAUAAUUUGGAAGGUCCAAUUUUUUCACCAGCGUCUCAAAAAAGUGCAGAGAGACAAGAAGAUAACCUUCAAGAUACCCAAAGUCUUCAGGAUCCUCAGGAAACUCAGGACCUCACGGAACUCCAAGAACCUCAGGAGUCUCCACAAGAACUUCAAGAACAAGAGCGAGUCCUUCCGCCACGUACACAAGUUCGUAGGAAACGAAGGCUGAUGGUGUUGGACGAAGUAACCGAGCUACCUAAUCGACAUAUUAAAAGUCAAAUAGACGAUACAUCAGAUAUUUGCAUCGAGUCAUCGUAUCUUCCCAUUUCAAGAAAAUUAUUACGGUUGGCGGAAAUCCGCCAAAUGGGAGCUUGGUAUUUUCUUGAUUUAACCGCUCCACAUAAUAUUCGGCCCGAGUUACGUUAUCUCUUUGCUCGAAAACGUCAAAGAGUAUCUAAAGAUAACGAUGCGCAACCAGGUCCAUCAGGGACAUCGUUAAACAUUGAUACAGAUACAUUCAAUAAUAAUGAUGACUCUUUACCUAAUUAUGUCCCAGAAGCACCUAACUUUGAUAAAGAAACAACGCAAGAUGUUGAUGUCUCGGAGCAAACAAAAGAGAAAGAUCUCACACAGGAUAAAAUCACAACGCCGUCAGAACAUGAAUUUGACAAUCACUUUGAUAACUUCGAAAAUGAUAUCAGUACAAGUCCAACUGAAGGCUUACCGAACAUCCCAAAUGUGACAACCAUUUUUGACCAAGACGAGCCACAAGAUCAACAAAAUACCGGUAACUCGUUUAGUAGAAAUACGGUCAAGGCGAUGCGACUUUUGAAGAGCAAAUGCCUUAAGCAAGAUGAUGCAACAAGUUCUACAAAACCAAAACAAACAAUAUUGAGCUUUGAAGGUGCUGUGGGAACGGCAAAGCGACAAGAUGCAGUGAAAUUAUUUUUUGAAUUAUUGGUAUUAAAUACAAAAGACGUAAUUCAUGUACAACAAAAGCAUGCAUAUGGAGAUAUUGCAAUUGUAUGCAAGAAGUAA